ACGUUAAUUCGAUUGUUAAGUGUUAAAUAUAAAUAAAAAAGUAAUGAAAAAUAUUGCGGUAUAAUGCUUGUGGUUAGAGAGAGACAGUUUGAAGUGCAAGACAGAUAGAAAGUGACAGCAGGGCAUCGGCAAAUGGAAAACAUGGCGUCAGUCUAAAGUCACAUGAUUGUUUUGUGUUUAUGUUAUUUGUGAUGUUUAUUUAUUAAUUUUGUUAUAAUGGCCAGUGAUAAAAUGAAAUGUAUUUUCUAUAAAGGACAUAAAGAUAAAAUCAUACUUUUCGUGGUUGAUAAACUGAAAAAAAAGCCAGGAAGUUUUGAAUAUACGUUUAAAAUAGAAAUUAAAAUACAGUGACAUCGAGUUGCCUACUGAAAUAAAUGAAACAGAUGGAUAUCACAGACAAUGUUACAGAAGUUUUACAGCAUUAAUGGCAAAAUACCGUGAUCAAUCGACUGAAAUAGAUAGUAUCAGUAAAUCUACUUCACAUACUUUGCUAUUAAAUACACCAGCAAAUGUUAGUGAAACUAUUGCGAGAAACAUAAAAAGUGAAAUCGUAAGUGAGGUUAGUGCUUCGAGUUUAAUUCAUUACACAACAUCCGGUGAUAAAUAUGAUUUUUUCUGGUUUGUGGGAGAGCAAUUACCUUCCACAGAUGCAGAUGUUAUUAUUCAAAAUGAUGGAAUAUUAGAAGACAAUGACAAUUCGCAAGACGAUGAUAUAAAUAAUUCUGACAGUGAGAGGAAAGAUGAUGAUGGUGAUUAUUUGAAGAUGCCUCCUUUUUUUGUGACACUAUUAUAGAUUGAAGAUAUUUCAAUUUAAAAAAAAUCUGAAACUUUGUAUUAUAUAUUUGUAAUUCACGUGUAAGUAAUAAUCAUUACUUCUUUAUUUAAAAAAUGUAAUUUUUGAACCUUCUUUGAUAUAGUUUUUAUUCCAUUCUUUUCAAUUUAUGCUUAUUUUAAUUAUAUUUUCAUUUUUAUGUUAAAAUUUUUUCAUUCCAACUUGUAUUUACAAGAACAAGUGUAAGUAAUGUAUUUUUGCAAUUAUUUCCUGUCUCAUUCUUAAAAUUUUCUGUUAUACACCAGCUGAUACGCUGCCGUCGCUUUCUAUCUCUCUUGCACUUUAAACUGUCUGUCUCUAACCACAAGCAUUAUACCGCAAUACUUUUCAUUACUUUUUUAUUUAUAUUUAAUACUUAACAAUCGAAUUAACGUCUGGCAAAUUA
Messenger RNA from Leptinotarsa decemlineata (Colorado potato beetle), 1217 nucleotides. RefSeq lists its product as uncharacterized. The record is from RefSeq and is a predicted model, not a curated record. Lineage: Eukaryota; Metazoa; Arthropoda; Insecta; Coleoptera; Chrysomelidae.